Molecule: messenger RNA, 774 nt
Organism: Penaeus indicus
Lineage: Eukaryota; Metazoa; Arthropoda; Malacostraca; Decapoda; Penaeidae
Gene: Ilp7
Exons: 6
Coding region: 1-774 (257 amino acids)
Source: RefSeq, a predicted model, not a curated record
AUGGAAGAGCGCGAGAGCGAUGACGUCACGACCAACCAGCGAUUGAACGGAAAUACGCGGGCCGAUUUCCUCUAUUCUCAAGACAGUACCCUUAAAGAAGCAGCAGACAUCGCCAUAGAUUUAAAAGUACAUAUCAAAUACCAUAUUGCUAGCAUUAGAUUUAGCAAGCGUUUUUCCUUAGGAAACGGCAAUAAUACUCUGCCUAAUGGAUUCCCGCCCACGGCUCUUCGCACUGGGGUGUUGUCGAUGGUGUUAGCCGUUUUCCUGCUCUGCUCGGCGUCUCUCGCUCUUGAUCCCGACUUCGUUCGACAGAUUGAGAGCAGGACGGAGCUGGAAUGGCAGACCCUGUGGAGCGAGGAGAGGCUGGCGCUGUGCCGGGCCAAGCUGAGGCAGAACCUGGACGCCAUCUGUGGGAAGGACGUGUUCCGGAGGUCGUCUGCCGAGGGGCGUCGGCGCGAUAAGCGAGGUCAGGAUCGAGACGGAAGGCAACCCCUUCCGGCGGAGUCUGAUGAGGCCCCUCGUGUCAACCCAUCCACACCUGACACCGGCCAGACCCUCGACAAGCGAAGGUCGCCUUUCCUAAGCGUCCAGCAGGCCAAUCUUUUCGUGACAACGUGGGUUCACGACCAAGGGGGGCGGCGCAGGGGCAGAUCUCACUUCAGGCGCCGUCGCCAGUCGCCCUCCAUCACCACCGAGUGCUGCACCGUCGCCGGCUGCACCUGGGAGGAGUACGCGGAAUACUGCCCCUCGUCCAAUCGGGCGCGGCUCUUAUAA